AUGGGUUCGAGGAAGAAGACGAGACGCAAUCUGAUCGAGCGUUUGGGUGUGGAGGAUGGAGUUACCGCGAAGAAGGUCCUUGAUUUUGAUUCUAUGCCUGAGUUCAAUCCUCCGAUUGGAGAUUUGAGUGAGAAACGAAACAAUUGGGAGCAGUCGAGGAACGAAGAUGGCAGUGGCAGAUUUCGGAAAGCUGAAUCUCGAGGAACCUCCUCCGAUCUUGCAGCGUUGAUUGCUUCYAAAAYCUCGAACAAAUUGAAUGAUCAGGUUGAUAUGCAAAGUGAGAAAAUGUUAAAACUUCGAGCUGCUUUAGAGGGAAAGCUAAGAAGCAAUGGAGUUCUUGGUUCUACUGUUUCGAAGUCUGAUAAAUCUCAAAAACGUCAGAAAUUAACUAAUAGGGUUCCAUUCAAACUUCAAGCACUUGGGAUAGUUUGGGUAGCUCACUAUCCUCCAAUAGUCAGUAGUACUCCUACAAUAGACAGAGCAAUGUGGUACUCCAAAAAAUCCCGACUCUGUCUAACGAGAAACGGGGAAUGUGGUUGUCAUAAUUCAUAA
Molecule: messenger RNA, 552 nt
Organism: Arabis nemorensis
Lineage: Eukaryota; Viridiplantae; Streptophyta; Magnoliopsida; Brassicales; Brassicaceae
Source: the annotation of a GenBank genome assembly